AAUCAAGUGCGGAAUCGCGUAGACUUCCUGCACAAAGGUAAAUUUAGUGUGUGGCUGCCUCCACUGUACCUCGUGCUCGACAAGUCCCGCUUCAAAAACCCUCGCAAUGGUGCCGCUGCAUCCCCUCCCUCUCCAACCAUGUCCUUCCAAACUCUGUCGCCGCCCUCAUAUCCUCUGCUACCUGAGCCGUCCGACCUGCUGCGUCCGCCGAGAGCGUGCGGCUGCCAGUGCCUCGCACGCUGUCGCUGUGCCUGCUCUUGCUACGCGCACUGCCUGUGUCAGGCCACGUGCACAGGCGGCUGCGCCCUUGCAAGGAACCUGGUGGUGUUUCUGGACGAAGCGGGGAGGCAGCCAGGAUGAAUGCAGACUAGCUUCGGCAAUCAAGCAGCAAGCCUGUGGUCAAGGCAUACCAAUGGCUCUGCCAACAUUAUCAACCCGGCGAUCGACUGUUUCUCUUGGGAGGGUGUCACGCGGAGGUCUUGGCGGCUAUGAUCGACAAGCUCGGUCUAGUUUAUGCAAGCAAUCCAGGAUCGAUCGCUUCGUGAAUCUCUCCCUUUUCUCGUUCUUGAUCGCUUCUGAACGUCUCAUUCCUAGAGCAUAUCACGUGUUCAAGUCUGCUCUCAGAGGAGACGACACCGAGGCAGCCCAAUUCAAAGCGAGCCACUGUCAAGCCGUAAAGGUCCAUUUCGUCGGGGUCUGGGACCCCGACUAUGACUGUUCACCCCUUGCAGCUGGAAGCGCGUUCAACAUCAAUUCCUGCGUCGUCCGUCGUGCACUCAUCCUCAGCACGGGGCAAGGCUUCACAGAUACUAGCCUCAGUGACACGACGUCGCGGUCUGCCAAUGGCACAAACGUCCCGGACGUCGUGGAGCCGCACAGUGCAGAGUCGAGCCUGCGCAUGCCAUCAUCCUGUGGCUGGAUGAGCUACGUGCGACGGGCUCUGCUGAUCCGCUUCUGGCCACGGCUCUCGCGGAGACGGCGCCGUCGGUGCCCGGAGACCCAUCAGCCCCAACCCGAAACCGAUCUGGCCAUGAGGAACGACGCGAAAGAGGUGUGGUUCGCGGGGGAUGCUGACGGCGGCGACGACAUGUUUGACUUGCGCUGCGCUCCUGUGAUGUGGAUGCAAGUGCAGGCUGUUUCGGCCGGAUUGAUUUUGAGCGACGCGAGGAGCACCAUGUCCUUGACGCCUACUUCGAAAUCCGGUCGGUCUGUCCCGAGAAUUCGACGAUUGCCCAAAAAUCUCAAUCAGCCUCCGCAACAAAUCUCUCCCAACCAGCUCCUACAUAUAUCGGUGGCGCUGCAGCCUGCGUCCUAUCGUCCCUCUGGCUCGUUUGAUUCGUUUUGGGCUACCCAUUGGCAGGACUUCGUGGGCCGGAAUGUCACAGACAUCGAUGCAGCAUGGCUGUCCCCAUAUCAAGCCAAAGUAGAUUUCGAGGUGUUCAGUCCUUCCGAGGUCAAGGACGUUAUACGAACGCUCGUGGCGAAAGACGAAUUCACUCCAGACGACGAUCUGUUUCGGCGAUUGACGCUGAUGGCGCUGUCUGGGGAUCUCGCCGAGUCGUAUCUCAGCGCGCCCUGUCUCAGCUGGGUGGAGAUGGAAGAGAUCGUGGCGUUUCUCAAGCGGCUGGCGGCUCGCUAUCCAGAAUUGUUCCGCUCGCAGCUCGCGUCUUUUCUGGAAUGCCAGGGCCGUCAUUCUUCAUGCACGACAAGUCGGGCAGAGAGGCUGUUCGAGGACGCGCUCGAACUACGGCGCCGCGCGACUGAAACUGAGUUUGCGCGAUACCAGUUGGCGCAUUCUCUCAUCCGCUUCGGCUCGCACGCGCUCUCCGUGGGCAAAUCCCAGAAAGCCGUCUACUUCUUCGACGAAGCCACAGACAUCCUCAAGUCGGCCUUUUCCGGUCUCGCAGUGGGAUCCGAGGGCGCUACGGCCGCAUGCCGGGCGACGUUCUCGCUCUUCCAGCUCAUGCAGCAGAAUUUCGCGCGCUGUGUGCGCGAUCUGGGACAGGACACGUCGGUGCUGAGGCUCUCCGAGCGCAUCAUCCGGCUGGCGCACGCACUCAGGGAGGCGGGCUGGGGCUGGCCGAGCGACGCGGUGCUCGCGGGCGCGCGGCACGACUUUGCGUUCGGUCUGUCGCGCGGGCCUGCCUCGGCGGCGCGCGAGCUCUGGGCGGCGGAGGAGGCGGUGGACAACUUCCGUGUGCUUGCGCGGCGGCGCCCGGCGUGGUUCGUCGUGAGGUUCGAGACGGCGUUGUAUAAUUUCUCGGUCCGGCUGCUCCAGGCGGGGCAGUACGAGGAGGCGCUGCGGAUCUCGCUGGAGGAGUCGAGCUUUCUGGGAAACGAGUGCAAUGACACGUUGGUCGGCGAGCGUUCCGAUGACGCGCUCGCGAGAUCCUGGACUCAGGAAGCGAGGUGUUACGUGGCAGCUGGCAAUCUGGUGGAAGGGAUUGCCUCUGCGAAGAAAGCCGUGGCUGCUCGUCGCGCCUCUCCGGGUUCUGAUCCGUCAUGCCUAGUGGAAGCGCUACACGUCCUGUCCAUCGGCCUCUGGCUUCUCCCUGGCUGCUCGGCCGAAGCACUGGGGGUUUGCCGCGAGGCGUUGGAUCUCCAGCGGCAGUCGAGCGAAAGUCGAGCAUCGCUGUCGUAUCGUCGGAUUCUCGCUGUUCUAUUGCACAACUUCGCGAAGUGUUUGUUGGAGGAGGGACAACAUGACGAUGCUUUGGAGGCAGCGAAGGAGGUGUUGCAGCUGACGUCCAAAUUCGGCGGGUCGAACGAAAGCGACGUCGCGUUUGCGAUGAGCUUUGCCGCGCGGUGCACGACGAUGUCAGGAAAAUCGAGCUCCGGGAAUGAGAUGGCCGAAAAAUGCCUGACCCUGGCGUAUGAAAUCGCCGUCGCAGAGUACCCGUCGCGGAUCGAUCUGCUGCCCAUCGAGAUACAGCUCGCCGAGACGCUCUUCUCCGCGUCGUUCUCGAUCAAGGACGUCACGAAGUCGAUCCAGGCGGCCGGCGACGCGGCGGCGAUCUACGGCAAGAUCGUGGACAGCCACAGCGCGCUGUCGCUGAGAGUCGCGCUGGUGAGAACGUGGCUGCGGCUGGGCGCUGUGCUUGCCUCCGAGGAGCGGUACGACGAGGCGCUGGCCGUCUCGGUCGAGGCUGUCGACACAGCGCGCGAACUGGGCCAGGCGCAGAGUGCGUGGCUGCCCAGUGCGCUCUAUGGGCUCGCCAUCUGUCUCGCCGGCGUGGGGGACUUUGACAAAGGCGAGGCCAGUGCGCGGGAAUGCCUGGAUAUGCGCAGGGCACAGAUAGCAGACACGGGCAUAGACCAGCCCAAUUCAAGCGCAAGCUCGCCAAAGAUCAGGAAAAACUACGCGGACGCGCUGCUGCUCGUGUCGUCUUUUCCUACUCAGACACCGGGCACGAAUCUGCAGUACAUCCGGGAGGCCAUCCUCAUCUAUCGCGCGCUUUUAUCGGAGUCGAAGCCCGGGGCCGUCCAGCACGCAAGCUUGUCGCACCGGCUGAUGGACGCGCUGCAGAAUCUGGCGGUGAAGGCGUUGGUGGCCGGGAGCCGCGAGGAGGCGCUCGAGGCUUCAGAAGAGGCUGUGGCCAUCGCAACGGAUAUGCGUUCCGAGCAGGUACUGGUGAAUGUGCUCUACAUGCACGCCAAUGCUCUCUGCGAGCACGGCAGAUUCGGAGAGGCCGCGGAGGCCGUCGAGGAAGCUGAUGGCAUCUUCGCGCCGAGUGAGAGAGGCGAAGCUGGGGCGGUCUUCAAGAGCAUCCGCGCGAGAUACCUUAUCGGCGUUAAUCGGCUGGCGGAUGGACUUGUCCAGAUCUUGGAGGGUCUGGAUCUCUAUAAAGGGGCGUUCGACUCGGACCUGACCCUCCUCGAGCUCGAGUCCUUCAUCUGGUUUCUCUUCAACAUAUGUACCUCGAUUAGAGACGUGAGUGAUGCGGACAUAGACCUCUCCGAACUCGCCGACGAGGUUCUGGAUCUGGUGCGCUGCAUCAACUUGGUCCAGUCUGCAUCGGCGAGAUCGCGCUUCGAAACGUGUCUGAAGAGCGUAUCGCAGUGGCGAUCCAGUUUCAGCUGGCCACGAACAAUGAAGGAGUCUGUCACUCGAUGUCUUUCAUCUGGCCGUAGCUCUCUGCAGAUUGAGACUAUCGCGAUGGAAUCAGAGUACCAAGGAAUCCCAGAACCCGAGAACGAGGGACCCAUGCCUCACCCCAUCCUGCACGAGCCUCUUCUUUACAUCUCUAACCUCCCCUCAUCCGUCUCUGACGAAAACAUCGCUAUGGCCUUCGCUACCUGUGGUCCCUUCCGCCCCAAAAUACCCCGUGGAGGAGGCGAGGGCCCUGUGAACGGCACAAUUGAAUUCAAGCUGCUGGAAAAGGCGGAGAAGGCGCUUGCUACGCUGCAGUCGAAAGCACUCCCGGGCCUCAUGCCGCCAGUGCCGCUAGUCCUGUCGCCGUAUCCUCCCACGACUCCUCCGACGCCCCUGCCGCCGCCAUCCGCGCUUCCGCGACUCGUCAAGCACCUCCCCGCGGGGUUCACCGACUCCGAGCUGUACGACAUCUUCCGUCCCUUUGGCGCCAUUGCGUCCGCGCGCACGCAGACGCACUUUGGGCAGGACACGGGCAUGAUCGAGUUCUGGAACGAGGAGGAGGCCAAGCAGGCGGAGGACGCGAUGCACUUUGCGGAUGUGCAGGGCCACAAUAUCUCCGUCCAGCUGUACCAACCGCGUCGCACGAGCGGCGCCAUGUCUGAAUUCAACGCGAGCGCGCCGUCAUUUGUGCCGUCUUUCGGAUACGUGCCCCACUCGCCGCCUGCUCAAUAUUCGCCUCCGCGCGGCAGCCCAUACCGACAGCCGAUCUCCAUGCAACCUGGAUCGCCUUUCAUUCACGGGCCUGGUCAACAGGUGCAGCUUGCGCCCGUUGCCGGCCCUGGAUCGGGCAGCCAGAGCGGACUUAUAGAUCCAUGCAAUCUCUUCUGCAAGGUGCCCACUAAUCUGUCAUUCUCCGUUGUUCUGGCGCACUCACGUUGUGCAAAGAACUUAGACCCCGACAUCGAUUCGAACGGCCUCUUUACUCACUUCCGCAAUUUCGGCCAGAUCGUUAGGUGCGGUGGAAGCCUCCGCGUGACGGAUCAACAUACCGACAUUCUUUUUCCAGUGCACGUGUCAUGCGGAACGAAAGUGGAGAGAGUCGCGGCUUCGGCUUCGUGUCGUACCAGACACCGGAACAAGGCACCUUCGAACGCCAUGCAACAGAUGAACGGAGUCCUUCUCGGGACGAAGCAGAUUGUGGUCCGCCUGCACGAGCCGAAGCAGCUGAGGCAGGAGAAGCUGGCCCAGCGCUUCAGUGGCCAUAAUGGCCAUCCUAGAAACUCGAGUGGAGCUACUAGCCCUACUGCCAGCGAGGGUGGUGAGAGCAUCGCUGGGUGGAGCCCGCGGCACCCGUCUGCUAAUCUGGGCUCCCCUGUGCACGGUGCUCAUCACGAGCGGGUAGAUCGGGGCCGCCGAGGCUCGGGAAGCUACUAUAAUGCUGCUCUUUCUGGAACCCUCAAUCUCCCCAUGCGUUACGAAGAUUUGUACGCGCUAUCGCCUGUUGUGCGGCAGGAAGUCCUCACCGGCGAGCUGAGCCGGCGCGUGAAAGCAGCCGGAAUUGUGUCGGAGAACGAUAUUGAUGCUGUCGUCAAAGCUCUGACGUCCAUCUCGUUGGCCGAUGUCGUGACCUACCUGGACGACCCUGCGAAGCUCACUCGUCAGAUCGAGGUGAUCCAGCGAUCGCUGCAUCCUGUGGCGCCUUCGAGCAAGUCCCCAUCGCCUUCGGCGUCGCAAGAUUCGAGGCUUCUGGACGUGAAUGCGCUGAACGCGACGGCCAGUGCCCCGGAACAUCCCUCGACUCCCAUCUCUGUCAACGCUUCGCUCUCGACUCCCCCGCGGACGUCAUCACCCUCCGGCUCUGUGCCACCCGCUUCCGAACGAGAGCGAAUUCUGGCUGCCGUGAGCAAGCUCGAGUCGACGCGCCAAAGCGAGUUGACGGAUCUGCUGAUGAGCCUGCCCAAACGCGAGCGGGCGAUGUGUCUCUUCAACGCGGAGAUCCUGCGCGCCAAGUUGGUCGACGCGAAAAUGGUGCUCGAUGUGUCGGACGACGAGGCCGAGACUCCAGCUGAGACCGUGCAACCCGUCCCGGUCACACCCCAGGCGAAACGGAUCGCUGUGCCUCCAGCAGGCUCGCCCCAGACGCCGGAUCUGUCGUCCCGUGGCCCAAGUGCCAAUGCAUCUCCGGCGCCCGCUACACCCGGUGCGCCGACGCAUACCAUCGCUUCCUUGGCCAAGUUGCCGGCUGUCGAAAUCAUACGGCUCGUAAAAUCGACCACGUCGUCUGGCUUGCCGCUUCCCAAGGCCGAUCCGCUGGUCAUGCAGGCCACGGACGAGUUUAUCGAUGGAUUGAUGGACAAGCCACCCGCGACGCAGAAACAGCAGCUGGGUGAUAAACUUUUCAAAACUGUCAAGUCGUUUGGCAUCAAACAAGCGCCCAAAGUCACCAUCGCCCUGCUUGACCAGGAAGAUCUCCGCGCCCUUGCGCAUCUAAUGAACAGCUAUCCUGCAGUGCUGAAAGACAAAGCUUCGUCUGUUCUUCCCGGCAAGUAAAACGCCGUGCUGUGCAUCCCAUACAUAUACUCUAGCCAACCGCUGCUGUUACCUCUCCACCGUCCUUUCACCUGCUUUCCCAUUUGCAUUUACGACCUUUCACGACCUAUUCUAUUGCUUUUAUCUCCUACAUUCAUUUCUAUUCCCCGGAUGACUCGUAUUCUAGGCAGGAGGGCAAUGCUAAUCGGAGUGUUGGCGAGUGUGUAUAUAUAUACAAGAUAAGUACAGACACGGACUACUACUGGAACGGCAAUCUUAUCCGUGUUAAUACUGCAGACCACUCGUUUUUGCAGCUUGACUGCGGCUGAUUCAUGCACGCGUAGGGAGAGACGUGUCCGCGAGGGUCGUGCCUGCGAGGGGCGAUCGCGACCUCCCAGCGCUUCAUCAGAGGAGUCAGGGAUAAUGUUAACGAGGGCGCCAGUGGUACACGGAAAGCAGGCGAUCCCCCACACUAAUGCAUCCUUCACUCAGUCGUGAAAUUAGCGAUGCAAAGGGUUUAGAAGAACGAAUGCUUUUCGAAAUGCUACUUGUUUAGGGUUAACAAGACCUGGCAUUUCGAAUGAGACCGUCACAACCAUCGUAUACCUCUGAGACCCCCACGCGCCAAGCAAGGAGCGUGUGAUGGUUCGACAGGCGUUCGCACAAAGACGGUGACCUGCUUUGAGAGUGUCCGGAGAUAACGGGCGGGCCCGCGUCUCGAGUCUCGACCCUCCGUUGCGCUCUGGUUUCGAGUCCCGACGUUCAAGAAAUGCCAAAUGAGUGAUGGGGUUCACCUUUCUUGCGGGAAGCUCCAGGGUGCCGCGGCCGCAUUUCGGGAGUAACAUUUGCGGACCUUGGGCUUCCUAUCAAGUGUGGUUCCCACCUCUCAAUAGGAUUGCUGUUUAUUUGUCGUGGCUGGCACCCUCAGUGACCGCAAGUAAAGGCGUGGCUAUGAGCGUGGGCGCGACUAGAAGCAUGCACGUGCCAAAAUCAGGCCCUGAUGACAUUGACCGGUUUUCGUGAUCGUCGAUCAAUCAUCCAGCUAGGUCCAACUUCUGUCAUCCCUGCCUAAUAUUUUUGGCGUCUCAUGCAGCUACGCCGGCGUCCGCGUUCUUCGUCUCAUGUGAUCACAUAGGGGACUGAGCUGUCUCAACGAGAUUCGUGAUGCCGCCUGUAGGGAUCCCUUGUUCUCGAGCAUCACAUCAGCAUCCUUGCGCUUGGUUCCGGGGCCAAGAGAUCUUUUUCGCGCCGCAUAUCAAGCCCAGAGGAGAUGGUGGGUACAGGAUGAACUCUUUGAGCCCCCGCUCAUCCUCCCACUCGAACAGACCAGAGCUCAGGAGGGCGAGACACGAUCUCCCAAUUUAGCUUGCCUUAUCCAGAUGCCUCGGCCUCCUGAGGGUAGCUGGGAUCGUUGUAUCGAAUUUGCGAUCGGUCCUGCCAUCACGCCUGCAAAAUUCCUUGGUGAUGUCUUCUGUCGGCUGUCUGAACGAAUAUAAAAGCAAUUUGGUGCUGUGGCGACACUUGGCCUCCGCCUUUUAUUUACCCAAGUCACUCUCUGAGAUCAUCUCAGCCCGUACAUUCUUUCCACCCCACUCUCGCUACCCCGCCUUGCCCCAAAAUGCAGAUCCGUCUCCUUGCCCUCUUCGCAUUCGUGGCGGUUGUCGCCGCACACAACGGUGGUGACGAUCGCGAGCACUCCAACCACCCAGAGUACCAGGGCCACUCCAGCCACGAGGAGCACUCGGGCCACCCCCAGUACCAGAGCCCCCCCAGCCAUGAGGAGCACUCCAGCCAUGAGGAGCACGAGGGGCACCCGGAGGGAGGCCACCCGACCCAGCCCCAGCCGCCCCAGCCAUCGUCGCCGAGCAACACUGGAUACCACUGCCCGGACACCAACAAGCAGGCGCACGGCAAGGUUGCUGAGCUCUGCGAUGCCCCGCCGCACAGCGGCCAGUCCUUCGGAUGCACUUAUCUCACCGGCAAGGGCACGGGAACCCAUGCCUGCACAUACAACUCGCGCACGGGCGAGUGCAACGGCGGCACCAACCGCGAGCACUGCCCCGACUCGGCCAUUCAGCACUUUGGCCACAAGCGCCGCGGGUCCCAUGCCCGGUAAGGGACAUAGACCCGGACCGCACUCGCCUCCCGGAUGAUCGUCUUUUAUGGAUUGUGUUUUAUUGGCUAGUCUCCGGUUAUCCUGCCCUUAUAUGUUUAGAUUCAUGGACCAUUGCUCGAUACUAUUACUCCCCCUGACUGUCCCGAUAUUGCUCCUCAUCUCCCCGUUCCCUGCUCACGCACGCCUUGGUUUUACGGACCUUUUCUGACUCACACUCGCCCUGGUAAUCAGUAGACUUUUAUUGUAGUACGGCAUCUGCCUGUUCUAUCGUCGUGUCUGGGGCGUACUUCCACAUUGUCAAGCAUCCAUCACCAUGUCGGUUUCGACACACACAUGGCUUGUGUUAUGCGAUUUCAAUUUGCCAGAAUGCAUGAGAUAAGGGAAUGGAAAAGAUGCCUAAAGCUUUGAAAUCACGCAAAAAACAAACUCUUCUCGUGCAAACCCUUGCCUACGUAACGAGGCAUCGGAUUCGACUCUAGGUAGGUUCGUAGACGAGCUCAGAGGUGAGUCUGAAACGGUGAUUUUCCGCUUGAGACAGCUGUCCGAAAGAUUAGCAUUUUGAUCACUUUUCGAGCCUGAUGGCGAUUUGAUAAUACGAUCUUCCUUGACCAUUACCUCACCGGUCGCCCACAUACGGACUCUUGUCCCGUCGUUCGACCAUCCCAUCGUCUGAUGCAUUCUGAAUGGCUGAAGGCUCCGUGACCCCAAUAAUGUCGGCAACCCGAUCUGUGUCAAUAGCCCAGCAAGCGGACCUCGUGUUCUCCCUAAUUGAGGCUGAAGUCGAACGGGCUGAGAAACCUCUUCUCGAAACCCUCGAUGCCCUAGCACAGAAACUAGACGCCCAAAAAGCCGCCUUGUCCGCGAAAGAAGAACGUACGCUGGCGGUCACGGCGGAACUAGCUGCGAUCGAGUCUCUGUUGCGAACACACGACCUGGCCGUGCAGGUGAACGAACACGGACCCACGCUAUCUUUUGUCGGAGACACAGCCGGUGUGCUCUCUCGCAUCGAAAGAGAGGCGCGGAAACUUGCUCCCGAUUCUGGCACUUACCGAGCCAUCUCUCCCCUUACCAUUGUUCCCUCACUCGUCGCGCUCAUCGCAGAUUGCGCGCGCCGAGUGGCGGCGGCACAAGACGCGGCCUCUAAAUCCAAAAACCAUGUCACUGCACUCCAGGAAGAAUCGAGGGAACGUUACGAUGCACUCGUCCAGCUCACGGUCGUUCUCGCGUCCCUCCGGAAGGAUGCCACAAUGAAAGAUCAAGCCCUCGCACAUAUGUGCGAACAGACGGCCGGCUGGAAGGCGAGAGUAUCUGAACUGGAACAACGCAAUGUCGAAACGGAAAGGCUCGUGACGGAGACGGCACGGCAAUUGGGCGAGCUUCGGAGUGAUUCUUCGGCUGCAUGGAAGACCCAACGCGCAAAGUUCGAGAAGGAUCUGGCUGCGGAGCGCUCUCUCGUGCAGCAGCUGCAGAGGUCAGUGGCCGCUGCACCAGAAAAAAUGAGGGCCCUGGAGAUUAGUGUCAAGGAUUGGGAACUCAAGCACGAAUUGCAGCUGAGCAACUUGGCGGCUCUUCGGCAUGAAUUUGCGAGCGAACGCAGACGGUUGGAAGCAGAGACGCAGGCGUGGAGGGAAAAGUAUACGGAGGCCGAAAACAAUCGCAACGGAAUCGAAGUCCGGCUGCAGGCAGAGUACGAGAGAAAAUGCGUCUCACUGGUGACCGACCACAGCGCUUCCCUUGCUGCUGUCCAGUCUUUGGCCGAUCAGGCGAAGGUCGAAUCAGAAGCUGCGCAUCUCGAGUGCGGCAUACUCCAUGGGGCCGUUCAGCAGGCAGAAAAGAGGGCUUCACAAGUAGAACAGGAACGGGAUCGUAUCCAGUCAGGUCUGGCCAGAUUUCAUUCGUCAAUGGCCAAGAUGAGGCAAGAGAGCGAGAAGUGGGAGGCUGAAUGCACACGAGCGAAAACUCAGAAUGAGCGCGACUCUGCGCUCAUCGCCGAAAAAGCUUCGCAAAUUCGACGUCUGCAAGAUACGCUUCGUGGUCGAGUAGCAGAAUUGGCGAUGUUGCGGCUCGAACCGGAUGGGUCGCGCGAGACUAGGCAGACGCAGAACCGACGUGUCGAAAUCGAGCCACAACCUCUCAAGAGUAAGCCAGAUCAGCAGCGUGAGGCAGCCGUCCCCGUAGAGCCCCCGAUGAAUAUAGUCUUGACCAAACUUCGACCUUCCAGGACAACAUCGUCGUUCGAGAGCUCGUCGGCCACUGGCCCAAAUAGUCCCAUUUUUGCUACUGCUGCGUCCACCCGCAGCGCAACAGUCGUGCGAGGAAUCAGCAGUGGAACCCCAAUCCGGCGGCCAGGUCCUGGUCCUAGCUCGCAGUCUAAGCCUAAGGAUAUAGCCGACAGUGCUCUUCCUUUGAAGCCUUCUUCGGCGCGCAGUAGGACUCGCAGUGGGCCAAGCUUAUCUUCGUCCACCGCUUCCAUCAGGACAUCCACAUCCAAUCCCGACUCGGCGCUCUCAGGUCCUUCCGAGCCACGGCUUGCAUCAUCAACUCAAUUCAAUGCGUCAACCCCCCAUCGUCCACUGGGUACGCUUUUGUCCAGAUCCGACCGGAUUGUGUUUCUGAUCUCAAUCCAAGCCAUUCAAACGAUCCCGCUUAAAAGGCCAGCCCCAUCCCCGCUUGUAUCUGAAAGAAACAAAGCACUGCGAACGGUUGCUCCCACAUGGAAGCGUAAACCGUCGGUAAAGAUGAUGAGGGAUCCACCAUCAUCACAGCCCAAGUUAUGACUCCUAUGUAUAGCCUUGUGUUAUGUAUCUACUAUCCAUUUCCUACAUUUUGGUACUUCUGUAAAGCCUAGAGGGACUUGCUUGUGUACAACAUUUUCGUAUGUAUGCGUAUCUUGAUGUUACAAUCUCGCUGAUGCUUCAAGCGACAACGUAUGUAUGUACUCCAAUUGUCGACAUCAUAGAAGGAGAUCGUGAGCGUCAUUGAGUUCAAGUCUUGUUAAAGUGCCUCCAUGAUCGUCUGCCCCUCUCGUCUUCCCACCAUCCUCCAGCCACAUCUGGAGCUAUCUCGCCAGCAUCUACCCAGUAGUCCACGUGCUCAGAGGGUCAACAUUCACGAACUCGCUACUCCACGCGCGUACCACUUCUCCCACCCAUCGACAUGGACGAAGUCAUCCCUGGGCUCUGGGUGGGGGAUAUCACGAGCGCGAAGGACACGGCCGGGCUCAAGAGCAACAACAUAUUCAGCAUCCUUUCUGCUAUGCGUGGACGGGUCACCAUAAACGAGGUCAGUCCCUUGCGUCUAUCUCCAAAUCCAAGUUUUGGCACGACGAUUGCGUCCCAGACCUUCAUCCGGCAUCAGAUCCUACUGGACGACACAGACGACACCGAUGUCCUGGUGCAUUUUAUCCCGGCGAUCACCUUCAUACAAAGCGAGCUGGACAAGGGGCGAGGGGUGCUGGUGCACUGUCAUGCAGGAAUGAGUCGGAGCGUCACGAUCGUGGCGGCGUAUCUCAUGUACACGCAGAAUAUCGAUGUGGAGAGGGCGUUGGACACGAUCCGCGCGGCGCGUCCGAACAUCGACCCCAAUCCAGGGUUCUUAUUGCAGCUGGAGAUUUUUCACAAGGCCGCAUUCAAGAUCUCGCGACGCGACAAGACGACGCGGAUGUUCUACAUGGAGCGCGCCGUGGAAGAAGUGAUGAAUGGCGAUGGGAGUCUUCCAGAGACGACGAUGUUCGCGAAGUACCCACGAACACCGACGGACUCAGCGCCGUCGACGCCGGGGGGACCACGGAGGCGGAUCCGGUGCAAAAUGUGCCGCCAGGAGCUCGCGACGCGGGAGCAUAUGUUAGAUCACGGACAGCUCGGUGCACCGACACCUGCUUCCGGGACGCCCGUAGCAUCGCGAGCCCCGUCUAUGAGCUCCGCGACGCGUCCGAGGCUGGGAUCCACGGGCGCUUUCACCAGUGCUCGACCGCGAAGACCGUCUGGGCUGGGAGAGCUCUCAAUGUCUGCGCUCGAAAUUGAGGAGGAGGAGGACGGCGAGGGCGGAGAUGUCGUCUCUCGUCGACCCCCCAUACGACGGCCGAUCAUCCACGGCGAUCUGUCGAUGUCGAUGAUGUCAGCCCUAGAUACCGAGGACGACGAUCAAGACCAGCACCCGAUCCCGAGUACCCAGGCUUUUCAAGCUGCGACGCUCUUGGGUCGUAGACUAUCAGAUGCGGUGCUGGCAUCUCCAGCGGCCGAUCCUAGCUCGCCGCCCGAGAAUCCGUCCCCCACUACCCACUUCUCAAGCGCCGAGGACAUGGUCGCGCAGCUCAAUGCUCACCCGAAGCUGGCUGCCUUGCGAAACCCGGCAAUGACACCUCUGACGCCGCUGCAGACCCCAGGUACCGGAUCGUCCACUACUCCAUCGCGUCCGCUCCCGAUCAGUGCACCGAUCUUGGUGAACCCCAAGUGCUCGGGGUAUUUUGUGGAGCCUAUGAAGUGGAUGGAGCCGUUCCUGGAAGACGGACAGAUUGCGGGGAAGAUUAUGUGUCCCAACAAGAAAUGCAGUGCCAAACUGGGGAAUUACGACUGGGCAGGGAUGUGUUGUGGGUGCAAGGAAUGGGUCACUCCUGGGUUUUGUAUCAAUCGGUCUAAGGUGGACGAAGUGGUUUGAAUCAAGGCAUGUAUCAUAUAGGGUUCACUGCUACUUAUGUGAAUUAGGACAAUCGCAUACUACUGUUUGUUCGGUGGCUGAAGGUGCCACACACGAGCCUAUAACAUACAGUGCAUGACUUCGAGCACGACAGUCGAUGGUUGACCCUUGGGAGAACGGGUACCAAGAUGAGAUGAUGACUUUGAAUAAUUUGCCCGCGGCAGGAUCUCUC
This is a messenger RNA of Mycena citricolor, 13605 nucleotides long. The record is from the annotation of a GenBank genome assembly. NCBI's taxonomy places the organism in Eukaryota, Fungi, Basidiomycota, Agaricomycetes, Agaricales, Mycenaceae.